This is a messenger RNA of Clunio marinus, 872 nucleotides long. Lineage: Eukaryota; Metazoa; Arthropoda; Insecta; Diptera; Chironomidae. The record is from the annotation of a GenBank genome assembly.
UAAUGAUGUUGUGAACGCAGGUCGUGAGAAAUAAACCGAAAAAAUUAAAAAAAUAAUUGUACGAUACAAAUACUUAAAAACUUCUGCGUGUUAAUUUAACAAUUGUUAAACUAAAAUGUCGAUUGACUCUGCUUGGAUCUUUCGUGUUUGUCUGGUUAUGGCAGUAACUUUGAUAUUGUUUGCUGAUUUUCUCGGUUAUGGUGGUGCAAAUGCAAGGAAAAGUGACAAUAGCGAAGACUACGAAGAUUAUACCGCUGAAGAUCACCAACCAAUAACAAAGAAUGUUAAAGACAAGUCAAAUGGACAAUCUUUGAAAAAGAACAGCAAGAAAAAUCAUUUUCCAAAGUCGUCUGAUGACUUGACAACAGACGAUGAACGAAUUGAUUUUAAAUUCAUCAAAAAAGCUUUCACAGAAAAGCAGAAGGUUGAUGAAAAGAAGAACAUGGAAGUUGUUAAUCAAAAGAUAAGCGAUUCCCUUAGGGAACUUUGUUUACCAAAGCUGCUUUGUGAGAUUGCAGCUAAACCAACAUAUCUUCUUAGUGAUAAAGAGAAACAUGUACUUUCGUUAUUAAAGUCGACUUCAUUAUCAAUAGUUGCCGAUAGCCCUUCGGUUUAUCAUUUCAGCUCGCAUAUGGGGCAAUUAAUGCGACAUUCAGCAGACUCUUUAGGCGGUUCCAUUCAAGGGUGUGCUAUGCUUUGGCCUCAUUGCCCUUACAGUAGCGAUAAAUUGAUGCGCAUAUCAACAAAAGUUAGACUGCGAUGAUCUUGUUUUUGUUAUUUUUGUAUGCCUUAAGUUAUUUCUAGUCAGACCCAUAAAAUCUCGUUUUUGUUUUGUAUUUAGAUAUAUAAAUAAAUAAAAUUGAUAAAAAGAA